Helicoverpa zea (corn earworm) is the source of this 1194-nucleotide messenger RNA. RefSeq lists its product as uncharacterized. Lineage: Eukaryota; Metazoa; Arthropoda; Insecta; Lepidoptera; Noctuidae. Gene Ontology annotation, molecular function: odorant binding. Gene Ontology annotation, biological process: sensory perception of smell. The record is from RefSeq and is a predicted model, not a curated record. Bases 101 to 982 code for a protein of 293 amino acids. The transcript has 10 exons.
UACUACAGGAUUUUUGAUAUAAAUAGUCGACGGACCCCGAACAGUGGCAUACACAGUUGAAGCUUCGAAGGAUCAACAGUACAAAGUCUAACAGUACAACAUGUCUAAGUUCACUUGCUUGCUUCUGUGCGUCGUGGCUGUGAGCUUGAGCAAAGUUCAUGCCACAGAAGAGGAGAAGGAGGCUAUCCGUGCGGCUGUGAGGCCUAUUAUGGAAGCAUGCGGUAAGGAGCACGGAGUUACCCUGGAUGACCUGAAGGCCGCUAAGGCUGCACACAGCGCUGACGGCAUCAAGCCCUGCUUCCAGAGCUGUGUCUACAAGAAAGCUGGAAUUUUCAACGACAACGGUGAAUACGACAUUGCCAACGCUAAGACCAAGCUCCAGAAGUUCGUGACCAAUGAUGAGGAGUACGCCAGAAUUGCUGCCGUUGGCAAGACAUGCGCUUCAGUGAAUGACAAGCCUGUGACCGAUGGAGCCGCUGGAUGCGAUAGGGCUGCGCUGUUGACCGCAUGUUUCUUAGAACACAGGGCUCAGUACAACAUGUCUAAGUUUACUUUUUUCGUUUUGUGUGUUGUAGCUGUAAGCUUAACCAAGGUUCAUGCCAGUGAUGAAGAUAAAGCGAAGCUACAUGAAGCCCUGAAGCCUCUUGUAGAGGAGUGCAUGAAGGACCAUGAAGUUAGUCUUGAUGACCUAAAAGCUGCCAAGGAGGCACAAAGCGCAGACGGAGUCAAGCCCUGCUUCUUAGCUUGUGUGUACAAGAAAGCUGAAGUUCUUAAUGACAAAGGCGAAUUCGAUGCGGACCACGCUCUAGAAAAAUUGAAAGAGUUUGUGAGUGAUGAAGACGUUUUAGCAAAAGUCGCUGAAGUUGGAAACACCUGCAAAGCAGUGAAUGACAAGGCCGUGAGUGAUGGAGAUGCUGGUUGCGAGAGGGCCGCACUACUGACAGCAUGCUUCUUGGAGCACAAAGCUGAGAUACUCGUCUAAACGGAUAACGGAUUCAAGAGAAAGUUGGCUGCACUGAUUGAUUGUAUACAGUUCUUUUUUAUUUUUUAAAUGUAAUAUAUUUGUUUGAAUUUUAUCAAUUUUAUUGUUUUAUUCAAAAUUGUUGGUAUGUGUACCAUUUUGUUCCCACAUCUCUAAAAUAUUAUGUGGAAAAAAAUAUUUUACAUAAAGAAAUUAUUUUCUCUUUAAAAAUA